Molecule: messenger RNA, 1920 nt
Organism: Didymosphaeria variabile
Lineage: Eukaryota; Fungi; Ascomycota; Dothideomycetes; Pleosporales; Didymosphaeriaceae
Exons: 1
Coding region: 1-1920 (639 amino acids)
Biological process (GO): DNA-templated transcription; regulation of transcription by RNA polymerase II
Cellular component (GO): nucleus
Molecular function (GO): zinc ion binding; RNA polymerase II cis-regulatory region sequence-specific DNA binding; DNA-binding transcription activator activity, RNA polymerase II-specific
Source: RefSeq, a predicted model, not a curated record
AUGGGUCACGUUCGCGAUGACUUCAAAGCCUUUCGUGUCCGUAGGAAGGCAAUGAUGAAAGAGAAAAAUGCACGGAGGCGUGGCUAUGAUGAGGAGAUCUUCCUCCAGUUACCCGACAAAACCACACUCGAUCCUCAGGUGGCUUUGUACUUUCAGACAUGCGAGACGUCUUACCGUGUCUUGCAUGAGCCCAGUUUUUGGAGGGAAUACCAAGCCUUUUGGGAACGUCGAUCCAACGAAGAGUCUCUGACGCCCUUUGCCGCUAUCCUGUUGUACAUCCUUGCAAUUACCAAAUGUCUUCAACCAAACGAUGGCAAUAUCUUUGUUGGCGACAGCUCAGUCGAUCGCGACACCGCUCUGGAUUACAUAGAAACAUGCGACAUGUGGUUGCAGCGUCAGUCUCGGAAACAGACCACUCUUACCUUUUUCCAGCUUCAAUGUCUUUCUCUUCUCGCAAAGAGAUACAAUAGCUUGAAGCUGAAGCAGGACUGGACAGCUUCCGGCGACAUCAUCCGGCUUGCUAUCGCCGCAGGCUUGCAUCGAAACCCGUCACUCCUAUCGAGAGGCCGUAUAACCGAGUUCGAGAAAGAGAUGCGGAGAAGGGUCUGGCUGACUAUCGUGGAAAUGGAGCUACAAGGGUCGAUUGACUGCGGCUUGCCAUCGUCGGCCUGCGGUCUCUACUUUGAUGUUCAGCCUCCGUCUAACCUUCCCGAUGAAACAUUCGCUGCCGACACCACACAGAUUCCUGCAGGGCGUCCGAUUGAACACUUCACCUCGACGUCGUAUCUCAUUGUGUCACUUCGAUCGAUGCCUCUCCGUCUCCACCUUCUACAGCUGCUGAAUAACCCAACAACCGAACUGCAAUACUCGGAUGUCAUUCACUAUGAUGGACAAUUGAACGCAAUGUUGACGACAUUACCAAUUUGGACCGAUCCAAGAGCCGAGAUCCCCACUGUAUUGCUCAAAUUACAGCUGCUGCAAUUUCUCCUCAUACUGCACCGACCGUACGCUGAAUUUGCAACUGCGAACAAGCGCUUUAGUUUCUCUUUCACCGCUUGCAUAGAAGCGACGAGUGCGAUAAUGUCGCUCCACGAGCAAUUGCUCGGUAAGAACAUUCUGGCACUGAACCAUCUUCGUAAUGACGCUCUGCGGGCUGGCAUAGCCCUUGCUCAAACGACAUACCAUAACUGCUUCCACGCAUCACCAGCAGAAUGCCGCGAACCGCCUAACCACAAAGAUUUCAUACAUCCUGUCGACGUCGGCGCUGCAUCCAAACAGCAGCGUCUGGAAGGCGCGCCAGAGCUGAAGAUCCCUCAGCUGCCCACAGAUAGCCUGCUUUCAGCAACACUCUGCAGCACUGCCGUGAACCUCCUCGAGAAGGUUCGCCAGCUCUUUGAAAACAAGGUUAUGCGUCUCGGCACCGGCUACAUGGAGUACUUUCUGCUCUGCUCUGCACAGGGCAUCAUGCCGGGCCUCAAUCAAGACCGCGGGACGUCGAUCGCGUCCAUCACCAAUGCCACGGCCGAUGACCUCCGCUCCCGUGGUCGCAAGUCGCUCGAGCGAGUGACUUCGCUUUGCUUCCGCGUCCUCGCUUUGCAAAAAGAACCUGCGGAUUCGCUCGUGAACUCUCUUCGCCAGAACGUCACAGUACCGUCGCCAAUUACACCGGCGUCCAGCCAUGGACCGUCGACCGGGCCAGCUACGGGAGCGCAAUUAUAUGGAAGUAGUCUGGGCGGGGGAGGCCUCGUUGGAGACCUGCCGACAAUAAUCCCCGGAACAGGUGCUAUGGCUUCUGCUCUCAAUGAAGGCAAAGACUUGGGCGUGGGCGAUGGCGCGUUUGACGAUCUGGACAUGCAGGUUGAUCUGUCGGGCUGGACGUUCCCGGACUUCUGGAACUUUGAUAUGGGCAGUGCUGUUUAA